Racocetra fulgida is the source of this 399-nucleotide messenger RNA. Lineage: Eukaryota; Fungi; Glomeromycota; Glomeromycetes; Diversisporales; Gigasporaceae. The record is from the annotation of a GenBank genome assembly.
AUGACAUUUACAAAUCUAUUAAACAAUCUGUUGACACAAUAUAAUCAACAUGAAAAUCCAACCGCUAAUUGGAAAUUCUGGUGGGUUCGUUCCUACGAAAGAUACGCUACUGGACUGGAUGGAAGAGCUUAUGGAAAUGGUCAUAUAAAUAUGUUAAAGAUGGGUUAUGGUUUUAGUCUUUUCUUUGCGGCGUUAUUUGCUGACAAUGCAUUAAUAAUUCUUGAAAUCAAUGAUGCCCUCUCCGAUAUUACCAAAAAUACCGUUGGUGUGAAUCUUGCACCUGUUACUAACUACUCUAAUCCGAUUAUUAAUAAUAAUAUUCCUAUUAACAAUAUUCCUGUUAAUUCUGUCCCUAUUAAUGUUAAUACUGCCCCUAUUAAUAAUGUUCCUAUUAAUAAU